This is a messenger RNA of Oryza brachyantha (malo sina), 2261 nucleotides long. RefSeq lists its product as uncharacterized. The coding region runs from base 31 to 1629 and encodes 532 amino acids. The record is from RefSeq and is a predicted model, not a curated record. NCBI's taxonomy places the organism in Eukaryota, Viridiplantae, Streptophyta, Magnoliopsida, Poales, Poaceae. The transcript has 2 exons.
GGUGGGCAGGACACGAUAACUGCUUUUGCCAUGGAGGACAACAACUUGUGGCUGAGGCAUUUACUGAAUCUGGUGUUGCAAGUUGUCCUAGCCUUAUAUGUAUUCUGGAAGUCUAUUGGAAGGCACAGCGUGGGGCUUCUAAUUUCAGGUAUAUUUGUGUUUGUUGCGGGAAUUAUCAAGUAUGGAGAAAGAACAUGGUCUCUCAAGUAUGGGAGCUUUAAAAAUCUUGAGAGCUCCACUGGAGAUCACUGUAAGCACCAGUUUCCAGAAUUGGUUGAUGGUGAUGUUUGCUACUCCAACACUGUCUGCACUGGUCUGCGUUCAAUGCUAGACGUCCUUAACUUCUUUUCUGGACGAACCUUGUUUAUUGGUAGUACAGUGAGGUUUGGUCGAGAAGGUUUGGGAACUUGGCAACCUGACCAAGUGCUCAAGGUGUUGGGAAUUGAACUUGGUAUGAUGUAUGAUGAUCUCUACACCAAGGCCAUUAUGCUUAGAACAAGGAGUGGCAUUAUACUUCGAUCGUGUUCUCAGAUAGCUGCUUUGGUUGCCUUCAUGCUAUUCUUUACAUGCAACAAACGUCAGUAUAGCAAAACUGAUCUGGCAAUCACCUAUUCACUGUUUGUCGGCGGUUUCAUCCUGGAAAUUUGCGCUGUAUUCAGAGUUAUCAUGUCACCAUGGACUUGGGCAUGGUUGAAGACUCGAAAGUACAACAGACUUGCCCGAUUUUCCUGGUCUCUUUUCUCUAGUGGUCCCAUUGGUUGGCCAGAGAAGAGGCCAUUGUGGUCAAAUGCAAUGGGACAGUACAACUUGAGUACUUGGUUUGAGGGCAGUGGCCAGGCAAAGUCAUGCAGUCAACAAGUGAUGAACACGGUCAGAAAGUUCGCAACAUUAGUUGGUGUUAACAAGGACAAAAUAUUUUGGUUAAGCAAACUGUUAGAUGUGGAGUAUGUCAAUGCAGGUGAGGUGAUGAACUGCCUCGUGAGAGCUGCCAGCUACUUCGUUCGUGAACCCUACGAGUUCCAGAAGACCCGAGAAUGGCCAAACCUUGACCCUCUCUUGAGAUAUGCUCAAGUAUUUUACAUUGCCGAUUUCGGUUUUGCUAUUGUGUUUAUGCAUAUGGUCACAGAACUACACUUGAGUAAGUACCCCUGCAGCUCAGACAUGGAAGAAGAUGUAGCAGCAGAAAUUGAUGCUCUUGUAGAGGUCUGCCAGAAGCUGUCCCAGUAUAUGAUGCACCUCCUCCUCAGCCUACCUUCCCUGCUGCCUCUCAAUGCCAGUGCUGUGGCUACGUUGGAUAAGUGGCAAGCUGACAUGUCAGAGAAUGAUAUCAUGUCAGAGCUCAAAGAGCUUGAUCCCCAGCCAGGCAAGGAGGUUCUGGAGGAGAUCAAGGAGAUCUGGGUGCGGCUCAUCAUCUACGCCGCGGCAAAAUCAAAGCCGGAGAUGCAUGCAGCGCAACUGGCAAGAGGAGGGGAGCCUCUCACAUUUGUUUGGCUGCAGUUGGCUCACUAUAACUGUGGGGACUUUGGGUUCAGUAGGAUCGAGCUUACCCGUGAUCGCUCCAAACACUCAAUAUUCUAUGUCCUACAACUCCAAGAAUCUGUUAUGGAGGGUAUGGGGUUUCCAGGUUGAUCCAAAGCUCUGUAUGUACUAUCAAUCAGACACUGAGCAGCUGGUAUAUUUAACCAUCCCACUGCAGUAUUGCUUCUAUGUUCUCUGGCUUAAGGUGAACAUUCACUUACUAAAUAUGGCAAUAUAUCAGCUGUUUUUCUGUAUACAUCUAAUCAAAAUUUUCUUUUACACUGUGAUUAAUUGUUUCUUAUGUCAUAAACAAUGUCAGUUCCAAAAUUUACACUAUUAGACCCUUUUUGAGAAGUAAUUACGAAAAUGAACCGGCUUCAAAACUUAUUUAAAAAAUGAACCGUUUUUUGCUCCGCGUCAUCCCUGAAGGCACGGAGGUCCUUCGUAUCCGCGCCAGGGCUCGGUGUGGACCUUACUAACUCAGUGUCGUGGAGUUUGUCCUAUCCAGGUGGCAGGGACCUCCGUGCCAAUCCCCCUAGCAUAGAGAUGAAGGACCUCAAAGUCUUUGGGGGUGGAACAAAGGGUUUAUUUUUAAAAUAGUUUUGAAACAGGUUCAUUUUUGUAAUUUGUUCUUGAAAAUGGUCAAAUAGUACAAAGGCCAGAUGUUAUUUACCAUCGUUGUACUGAGUAUUCAUUUAUGUUAUAAAUUGUCUGUCUUUUUGUAACUGGUAUAUUAUCUGUCU